AUGGGCGAGCCUGCUCCGGCCGAAUCGCGGCCGUGCACUCUCUUCGACGACAGCGCCACCACGCACGGCCGCCGCCUCUUCGUCUUGCCAGAUUGGGCAAAGUCCCUCAACAACACGCGCUAUCGACAGCAGAUUUGGUGCAGCGGCUCACAAGCUUGCGCCAUGAGCUGCCUGACGUUCGUGCACGUGGGUAAGAGCGGCGGGACCACCGUCGCCACGUGGCUGCAGCGCAGCGACGUUUCAUUCUCGCAGUAUCAUUCAUAUCAUUCAUCCGACGUUUCAUUCUCGCCGCGGGAGGAUGCGUCAUAUCAGUACAUCGUGUGGGUGCGCGAUCCGGUCGAGCGCUUCCGGUCAGCGUACGAGUGGCAACGAGGCGUCAUAGAAACCAACGUCACUGGCCUGUCGAACGAGACGUUCUGCGAGCUCGGGCCAGCGUGUUUAGAGCCGUUCAAGGUGCGCGUAAAGGUCCGCACCGGCCACGCUUACAGCCGCUUUCCGAAUGGCACGACGUGGGAGGCGUGGAUGCUCCACUUUGACGACGCCAACCACCUGGCCGAGAGCUUAUCCAAGGCGGACGAGGACGGUGAGAUCGCUCGUCGGCUGCUGCGCUCGCCCAUUGAGCACCUGCACAAGGGCCUUGGCUGGUACCUCGACAAUGGCAUUUUUGUCGAGCGGCAUCGCGCGCGCCUGUUUGUGGGUCGCGUUGAGACCUUUGAGCACGACGUUGCGCGCCUCGCGCACGCUUUGCGCCUGCCGUGGCCGUCGUCAGUGUAUGCCAGCGUCUCGCUCGCCGAGCGGCGCAGCUCGGCGGCACGGCCGGCGCUGAUGAGCGCACAGGCGGUCGCGAAUGUGCGCCGAGCCUAUGAUCGGACCGACUUCGAGGCGCUGCGCACGCUCGUGCGCGCCGGCCUGCUGGCUGCCGAUGCUUACGACCUCUCCCCACCGGCCGACGGGCUGGACCUCGAGGCCUUUGUGAGGGCGACCGUGCGCGUCGCGCCCGACGCGGCACCGCCGUCAUCGGUGCGGCUCGAGACGGCCGACGCGGCUCGAGACGAGCGUUGGCCGAGCGCGGCGGCCGGCGCCGUGGCGGUCGGCGCUGUGGCGGUUGUCGUGCUGGCGCUCUCUGCGAGUGCGGCAGCGGUGACCCGCUCGUGGCGGCGCCAUGGCAGGGCCAGGUUUGCGCACACGAGCUUGUGGUAG
This is a messenger RNA of Emiliania huxleyi CCMP1516, 1200 nucleotides long. RefSeq lists its product as hypothetical. Bases 1 to 1200 code for a protein of 399 amino acids. The transcript has a single exon. NCBI's taxonomy places the organism in Eukaryota, Haptophyta, Isochrysidales, Noelaerhabdaceae. The record is from RefSeq and is a predicted model, not a curated record.